AUGCAAGCAAUGUUAGCGCAUAAAAUUUAUUUUAUUUAUUGUAGUAGAAGUGUAUGCUAUUUACUACAAAGACAAAGUAAUAUUAAGUACAGAAAACAUGUAGUAAAGUAUAGUCAGGUAGCAACUAGAAACAUUCAAAAUAUACCACACGUACCAGUUAUGGCCAAAGAAGUAGUUCAAUAUUUAGAGCCGUCACCAGGAAAAGUUUUUGUGGACAUGACAUUUGGUGCCGGUGGACAUUCUACCAAAAUUUUGGAAUCUUCUUCUAAUGUGAAAAUAUUUGCAUUGGAUAGAGACCCUGUCGCGUAUGAGUUUUCACAAGAAUUGUCAAAAAAGUAUCCUGGACAAGUAAUUCCAUUGUUAGGUAGAUUUUCUGAAUUACCACAAUUGUUGUGCGAACAUAAAGUAGAAAGGAAUAGUGUCGAUGGAUUUUUAUUUGAUUUUGGAUGUUCAUCAAUGCAAUAUGAAAUUGCCCAAAGAGGAUUUUCUGUAUCAAAGAAUGGACCGUUGGAUAUGCGAAUGGAUGGAUUUAGAUGUCCAGAAGAACCGACCGUGGCUGAUGUUUUAGAAAAAAUAUCUGAAAUAGAUUUAAUUCAUAUCUUGAGAAUUUAUGGUGAAGAGAAGCAAUGUAAAAAGAUUGCACGUGCUAUUAUCGAUGCUCGAUUCUCUUUUAGAAGUUUAAAAACUACCGAAGAAUUAGCUAAACUUGUUGAGUCUGUGGUUCAUGGCAGAAGAACUGAUAAACUUGGUAGAGUAACUCAUUCCGCUACAAAAACAUUUCAAGCACUCAGAAUUUUUGUAAAUAAUGAAUUAAAUGAAAUUAAUUAUGGUAUUAUUCUUGCUGGAUCAUAUUUGAAAAUGAAUGGACGUUUAGUAACAAUAUCCUUCCAUUCGUUAGAAGAUACAAUAGUCAAACGGCAUAUUUCUGGAAAUUUAACAGAGAAUGUAGCUAAUAAAUUGCCAUUAAAGUAUGCUAGUUAUGGUAAAUUUUAUAAUGAAAUUGAAAUGCAAAACUCUAUAAAAAUAAUAUGGAAAAUGUUGCAUAAACAUGUAAUAACGCCCAUGCCUGAAGAGGUAGAAAAAAAUCCAAAAUCACGUUCUGCAAAGUUGCGGGCUAUUGGCAAAAUACCUUCAGAUUGCGUUUCUUCGUAA
Molecule: messenger RNA, 1152 nt
Organism: Colletes gigas
Lineage: Eukaryota; Metazoa; Arthropoda; Insecta; Hymenoptera; Colletidae
Product: probable methyltransferase-like protein 15 homolog
Exons: 1
Coding region: 1-1152 (383 amino acids)
Biological process (GO): rRNA base methylation
Molecular function (GO): rRNA (cytosine-N4-)-methyltransferase activity
Source: RefSeq, a predicted model, not a curated record